AUGCCGCAACCGUCGCAACCCGCCUCCUCCUGCUCGAACAAUCACCCCCCUGACCGCACGUCGACGAAACAUCAAACCCUGCGCCCCCCACCACGGCAACCCGAAACCACGCACUACCGCCUAAAAGCCUCGAAUUUCCACUCUGAAGUCUCUACAACCGCCAAACCCAUCGUCAGACUAACCCUCCCGGCAAUCGACCUGUCGACCCGUCCUGCACCGAACCCUGAACUAACGAAGUUCAGCCCCAAGAAAUCGACCGCCUCACCAUCGGCGUCAACCUCCAAACCUAUCAAACCACCAACAGAGUUACCGAACACUAAGGUGACGCCCCGCACCGCAAGAAACACGGCGCCCAUCCCUGUCACCCCAUUAUCAGGCAAGGGCAAAGAGAAAGCAGAUGAGUAUUCCGACCUCGACGAGGAAGACGAGGCUGAAGACGAUUCGACCGGCCUACCAUGGCAUUGGCAUGAAUCGCCGAGCUAUCUAACUAUCAAUGCCGGCAAGAUUUGA
Messenger RNA from Puccinia triticina, 510 nucleotides. RefSeq lists its product as uncharacterized. The transcript has 4 exons. Bases 1 to 510 code for a protein of 169 amino acids. The record is from RefSeq and is a predicted model, not a curated record. NCBI's taxonomy places the organism in Eukaryota, Fungi, Basidiomycota, Pucciniomycetes, Pucciniales, Pucciniaceae.